GCCGCCGCCUCCGGUCAGCCGGGCCGCGCUUCCGCCCGCGCCGCCGCCGCCAUGCGCAUCGAGAAGUGCUACUUCUGCUCGGGGCCCAUCUACCCGGGACACGGCGUCAUGUUCGUGCGCAACGACUGCAAGAUAUUUAGAUUCUGCAAAUCAAAAUGCCACAGAAACUUUAAAAAGAAGCGAAAUCCCAGAAAGAUGAGAUGGACUAAAGCAUUCCGUAAAGCAGCUGGCAAAGAACUGACAGUGGAUAAUUCAUUUGAAUUUGAAAAACGUAGGAACGAACCAGUGAAGUACCAGAGAGAGUUGUGGAACAAGACUGUGGAUGCAAUGAAGAGAGUGGAGGAAAUAAAGCAAAAACGCCAAGCCAGAUUUAUUAUGAACAGAUUAAAGAAAAGCAAAGAGUUGCAGAAGGCAGAAGACAUCAAAGAAGUCAAACAGAACAUCCACCUUCUUCGUGCUCCCCAUGCAGGUACACCAAAACAGCUGGAGGACAAAAUGGUGCAGAAGCUACAAGAAGAUGUGCCUAUGGAAGAAGACUCUUAAAGUGCUUUUAUUUACUAUUUAUAUCUCUUCAGCAGUUAACAGUUCUUUACUGCCUCACCUGAUGUCAUUCAGAAAUAUGCUUAGAAUUGAAGAAAAGUACAUUUUAAUGAUAAGUGGUCAUUUACAAUUUGAAUUAUUUUUUUAAUGAAAAAUAAUAGGAUGGAUACUAGUUUGGGCAGUACUUAAAAUUCUGCAAUUGGAGAAAACCUUGUCAGCAGGAUGGAGAAUGAGGCUUUAUUGUUUGAGAUACCAUGUGCUCCUUGGAAAGUUACAUUUUUUCUGGGUAACUUUUCCACAUUCAUGCAAAUAAUUAAAUAAUAAAUAAUAAAAUAUGCUGGCCCUGAGCUUUUCUUAUUAUGUCUGCUGUUCUUCCAUAGUGGUAAAAGUAGAUACAAAUCUGUUUUACUGAUUACAGUGUAGGGCAGGAUGUAUUAAUUUUUCUCAGUCCAGUGUGGUCCAGACUUAUUUUCAUUCUUGUCCUGGGGAAAAUAUUUCAAUUUGAAGAAUACAGUGUUUGUUUUAUUUCCUUUUUAUGUCAGCCACCCCAGGAUUCCAUUGCAGUUGACACCUGGCAAAGCUAACAUGGAUGCAGGACUUAGGUUUGGAAAAUAGUAAUGGUGAUACCACCUAGUCUGGAGUUGGCCCUGCUAUCAUCCUCACCCACCAAAAUUCAAAUCUAAUGUCUAAUCAGGCAGAUGGAAAUGCUCAAUAAAUCACAUUUGAGACUGUUUUUACCUGACUCCCAGGAUUAUUUUGAUGGAAAAGAUGCUGGUAAAUCACAAGUAUUUUGCAUAUUGUGGCGAUGCUUAUUCAGUGUCAGCACUGUUUUAAACUGCCAGCAGUUUAUCUGCAGCAGUGUGAUCAAAGAAAGCUUUCAAAGGCAUUUAUAGUAUUUGCUGUCAUGUUAUGCUAGUUAUCCUCAAAAUAAUAAUUUGUAGUUUUAUUCCAAACUUGGAUAUGUACUAUAGCAAUCACUGGAAAACCUCACACCUACCACCCACAUGUGUUUUGUGUAGUAAAUAAUCAUACUUAAACUUAUGUAAGGGUCUUGGGGAGUGUGUGACAUGGACUGGCAUUGUACUCAGUUUUUUAUCUCUUCAUUUAUGAGUUAUGUUCAGAUAUUUAGAAAAUGACAUAUUUUAGUGAGAAUUCUAGUAAUAAAAAUAUAAUUCCUUAUUUUAAUGAAAUUAAAUUUUUGCCAUAAUUUAAAAUUUGCUGUAUUGCUUGUGCAAACUGUAAUAUAAAUACCGUCUGAAAAGCAUAUGGUAAGUUGGCCAGAAAACUUAUAUAAUUGGGGUGAAAUCACUAAGAUGGUACGGUAUAAAUACAGUGUAUUAUGUGCUAUAUGUACACCAGGAUACUUGGGCUUGUGGAGGGAGAUACUCAGAGGAUGUUAAUUUAUAGUCUCACAUAAACAUAUUAAUUAACAGCUCAAGAAAUGUGAUGUUUUUUGAAUGGCCUUUUCUACUGUAGUAUUUCAUGUCCUUAAUCCUUGAGGUAGGAUACUUAAUCUAAAAAUAAUGUUAUAUAAAACCAUUUUUAUUUACUAAAUUUAAAGGAUAGGAUGUUCAGCAAGUGCCGAGUUUUAAUUUUCUCCAAAAAUAGGGAAGUAAAUCUGUACAAAACAGACAAAGGUGGUGAAUCUGAUUGGGUGUUAGUUAAUAGUCAUAUAAAAUAUUUUACUUCAUAGGAGUUUAACAUUAAAUAAUGUAUAUUACAUAAUAUCUGUACUUGUUCUGUUCACCUGUCUUUAAAUGAAUUGCAAUAAUUAACUGGUUUGUGUGCUCUA
Molecule: messenger RNA, 2332 nt
Organism: Lonchura striata (white-rumped munia)
Lineage: Eukaryota; Metazoa; Chordata; Aves; Passeriformes; Estrildidae
Gene: RSL24D1
Product: ribosomal L24 domain containing 1
Biological process (GO): ribosomal large subunit biogenesis
Cellular component (GO): nucleolus
Molecular function (GO): structural constituent of ribosome
Source: RefSeq, a predicted model, not a curated record